This is a messenger RNA of Yamadazyma jaroonii, 4002 nucleotides long. The record is from the annotation of a GenBank genome assembly. NCBI's taxonomy places the organism in Eukaryota, Fungi, Ascomycota, Pichiomycetes, Serinales, Debaryomycetaceae.
AUGUACUUUUCAAGAAAGAUUUUUACGUUUACUUCACAUGGUAAUACUUCCCCUAGUACAGUUUCACCCUCAAUUUGCGAGUCCCUUGGUGGUAUAUCACCCCCAAUACCCACCAUUCUGAUUUCAGAGCCAACCUACGACUCACUCGCUGAGUUCUUUGACAACUUGCCCACAGUUGAAAGUUCUUUUGGCAGUGAUCGCUGCCCUACUGGUCACAAUUGCCAUCCCAAAUCCAGAGCUGAAGAUAAUUAUAGCUUCAGUGGGAACGGAUGGCCAUUGGGUGAGAAUAUACAAAGUCAAGUCCAAUCUGGCAUUUCUUCCACCGAAAGUGUUGAAGUCAGACCAUGGUGGAAGUCUCCCACCCCAGAUUUUGUGCCAAAAUCAAAACGUUUGAAGUCCGGACCAUUUUAUAAAAGAUCGAAGGUUGUUUAUGUCCAAAAGUGUUCACGAUAUGACCAAUACAGAUAUAGAAUUAAGACUAUGGCCAAAGCAAAAUUCAAGAGCGGCUUCAUCAAAAUAUUCGGAGAAUAUGAACGUCCAAUUCAAUGUGGCCCACUACCUCGUGUUGAAUAUGAUACCGUUUCGACUUAUAUUAGUCAUGGGACCAUCUAUAUAUAUGGAAAACCUCCAAAAGAUUUUGUUCCUGAACCCGCUGAUGAAUUUCCAUACCAACCAGAUGAUAAACCAUUCCCAAAUCCAAGCACCAUCAAAUCAAGCUUCGUCUACCCAUAUGAUGAACCACAUCCAACGCUUACUUCCGAGGUCGCUAACUCCGAAUGCUCGGGUGUACUUACCCCUGUUCAUUACAGUUUUGGUGACAGCUAUUAUGAAGAGAAGUCCUCCAGCGCCGAUUUCUACCCCACAGAGAGCACGGUCGAGCCCAACUAUCCUUCCUUUGCCAAAAUAUCACACGAAACCUCAGAUCUUUACUCUGAUGGAGGCGUUUUUCAGCGAAUCAUUGAUUUUCCACAAGUAAUUGAUCAUUAUGAAUCGCUCUCCAGUUCUUUCUACUCGGAUGUUGAUGUCUCCACUGCUACCUCACAUCCAUUGAGAACCGUCAACGAAUUGGACAAUUUGCUGCAUGAGAUCGUUCUAGUCGAAAAUGGGUUACAGCUAUCGUUGCCUUCGAAAAUCCAUGAUGCAUUAUACAUGCAAUCAAAGGAUUCAAUAGCAAGUCCUAACUAUUGUGAUUUCAGCACCAAUCACCAUAACAUAUCGAAUGGUAUCAAAGGCCAUCUCAAUUGCGAAGGUGAUGGAGUAGGACCUGACCUGGCGGCUCACGUACAAAAGCGAUUGGUUUCUAGUCAAACUUCCUUACUGAAACCAUUUGAAGAUUUACGAACUACGCAUGUCUUUAACGAAGCGGUGGAUUGUACUGAAAUCUUUGAAGAAUUAAGGGGAAAUCCAAGAUUUUUUCAAAUUUUCAAACGAGAUGGAUCCUUCAAGGACUUACAAAAAAGAGGAAGAGAAAAGUUCUUAAAAUUUGUCAGUCAACACAAGUCGAUUAAAUUUCCCAUAGGAGCUCAUUCAAAACCUAGAGAAGAUAUUGUAGCCAAAUCUGAGCACUCUUCCAAAAGAAUAAUCAAGAAUGAGACUCUUCGUGGUCUACCACCCUCACAGACUGUUUCUCGUUCUACGAAGCUAUCAAAACGAAAUUUGAUAAGGUUUGUCCGCUCAAAAUGGAAGCCAGUCCCCCUUUGUGAAUCUGGAGAUUUAUUUGACACGCCUGAUUUAUCAAUCGUCACUCGAGUUGGUGAUAGAGAACCAUACCUGGAAAUAAAACACUCGCCCAGUAUCUCGAGUGUGGUUCCCAAUUCCUAUUUUGAUUCUUUGGUGUCACUUGAAAAUUCAAAUUCACAAUCGUUGAGGGGCCACUUGGGAGUGGAAUUAUAUUCUUCACCUUCGUAUUCUGAAAAUAGGCCACCCUCUUCAAGGGGUCAUGAGCCUGUCUCAAUACCAAUUGAAGAUUAUUGUUCGGAUUAUUCAACAAUUCAGCCACUUCGUAUCAUUAAGAACCAGGUCGCUCAAAGGGAUACAAGAUUUAAGCUAACAGAGAUUCUCAAACCCCAACCAGCUCCACCACUUCAAUUUAAGAGUAACAAUCCAUAUCAAAACAAAUCCAGUUCAAAGUCCAUAUUUACUCAGGGCUCAACAUCACAAGAACACGAAAACUAUGCUUCGAAGGAAGAUAAGACAAUACCACUCAACAUUUGCAAACAGCAUGAUAGUAAAUAUCAAACUACAGCUUCAACUCCACCUAUUCCACACUCAUCUGAAGUCGAACGCUUACAAACUUUGAAUCUUCCAGUUUCAAAAGAUAGUGACAACCCUCAAUUCACACGGCUGACUGAUCAAAUCACAUCGUAUCCGGAAGGUAGGUUUACCAUUCAGGAGACAGAUUCUUGCAUGAGCUUCAAAAGUUUGAAUAUUAACAAUAAUAAGGAAAUCAAGAUUUCUUCCUUAGGAAGUAUGUUUAUUGUCGAAGGUAAAUCUCUUGAAGAUAGUAAAAUGACCAACAUCAAAUCCAUAAAGCCGGAAUUCACAAUUAAUUUAGAAAAAAGAGCUGGAAGGCGUAGGCAGCUCAAAGACAUGAAGUCCAGAAUGACCAUAAAAAAAAGGAUGAUGAAAAAGACAUUUAAAGAGGGUUUCUCGUUUAGACACUUAUUUCCUGAGGACUUUAGUUACUGCCAAUCGAACAUUGGUAUAAUAAAUUUAAAUUUGAAAUACUUCCCUUUCAGGGCCAGGUAUAGGUUGAAAAAAGUAUUUCUCGAAUACUUGUUGGGUCAUUAUCCAAUCCAGGCGGUAUUUCAAAGUUCUAUUGGAGAGAAUUGGAAACAGGUCAGACACACAUUUCAAUUAUUUGCUUUAAAAGUCAGAGUAGAGAUUUUAUAUUUGUUACACGAAUUCAGAAAUCAUGAGUUAGAUUUUGAAGUGCCAAUAUGGUGGUACGAAUUGAAAGACGCAAUCAGAAAAACAGUGGCCUUCAAACCCCAACAUCACGGCCAUAUCGGUCCCCGUUCUAUCACUUACCAGUCAAGUUCAAGGAAAAAUUUCCAACAGCGGAUGCUACAAUUUUUGGAACAAAAACCCGAUAUUCUUGAGCAACUUACUGACAUUUAUUUUCAGAAGGAUGCUAUAAAGUUAAUGGAGUUGAGGUCUUUGGGUAUUAGUGUUGACUCUUUUUAUGCUAGAGCAUGUUUAAAUAUAGCAGAAUUAACACCCCCAGAAGUUGCAAAAAGGUUCUCCGAUCAUUUUCAUCCUCGAGAUUUUGAUCCUAACUAUAUAAGGUAUUACCGUGACUUGAAUGAAUUACUCGAGAAGUCUAGAAACGCAAAUUUUGACUUGGCUGACCAACGUCACCAUAACAAGACCUUUAAUUCCACGUAUGGCAAUGCGAGAUACAAUGCUUCAAACAUUCAUAAAAAUUCAACUCAUAGAUUUGUUAGAGAGUCACGCUUUCACAAUCUCCAUGAGCAUUACCCUUAUCUUGAUGCCCAUAUCCAUCCACGAGUUUUUGAAGUUCAUACGAAUGAUUCAAAAAGGAUAAGGAACUCGUUGAAUAAUACUAGAGGCAACAUCGAGGAAACUUCGUUGCCUAUGAAACCUUGCAUACAUGGUUUGAUCAAUUGUUCUGCUUGUCGUGCUAGCAUGAUCAGUGGAAGUGACACCUUGGAACACGGUUCAUACUUCCACCAAUUCAAUUCAAUACCUACUUUGGCUACUCGAAUUUGUGAUUUCUCGAACAAUUCUCUUUCGGAUGAUAACGGUGCUCCCAGAAUCAAAUUGAACUUUUUCAACUUUGCCGAUACGAUGGGACCCAGUUCCUCGAAUAAUCACUCAAUACAUUCCUCAGUUGAAAAUUCCAAACACACCUUUGAAACGACCAUUCGGCCGCUCGAGGAGUCUUGUAUCAAUGGCUUAAAAUCUUCUGCAAUUCCUCCUCAAGAAAAGACCUUCAGAAUUAAUUUUGACAAAAGAAUGCUGGACUAUAGGUCGACUUAA